GGCGGGACGUACAGAACUUGUCCAUGUCGGGAGAGCACCUCGACUCCAACCUCUCCUCACUCGGGAGCGCAAAGGAAAGUGUCCUAAUUUUUUUUAAUUUUAUGGCUCCGCAGUCUUUAACAGCGGGCUUUUGACAAGACUCCAGCUAUUUUUUGUACGUAGAAAGCGUCUCAAGGCAUGGAUGUAUCGAUGAAUUUCUCCGGGAAACUAGCAAACGUCGUCCUGCUGGUGCUCCUCGCAGCUCAAGGCUGUGUUUCAUCAAAAGCAGAGGACAGGCUGUUUCGGAGGUUGUUUCGGCGGUACAACCAGUUCAUCCGACCAGUGGAGAAUGUAUCUGAUCCAGUCACAGUGGAGUUUGAGGUCUCUAUAUCUCAGCUGGUCAAAGUGGAUGAAGUGAAUCAGAUAAUGGAAACCAAUCUGUGGCUCAGACAUGUCUGGAAUGACUACAAACUGAAAUGGGUCCCUGCUGAAUAUGAUGGGAUUGAGUUCAUACGAGUUCCAUCCAAUAAGAUCUGGAGGCCAGACAUAUGUUUGUACAACAACGCUGUAGGUAAUUUUCUUGUGGAUGACAAAACCAAGGCUCUGCUGAAGUUUGAUGGCACCAUAACCUGGGUUCCUCCAGCUAUUUUUAAGUCUUCCUGCCCCAUGGACAUCACCUACUUUCCCUUUGACUACCAAAACUGCUCCAUGAAGUUUGGUUCCUGGACUUAUGACAAGGCCAAGAUUGACCUGGUGCUCAUUGGCUCAAAGGUGAACCUGAAAGACUUCUGGGAAAGUGGAGAGUGGGAGAUCAUCGACGCACCAGGAUACAAGCAUGACAUCAAGUAUAACUGCUGUGAAGAGAUUUACACAGACAUCACCUACUCCUUCUACAUCCGCCGCCUGCCCCUCUUCUACACCAUCAACCUCAUCAUUCCCUGCCUGCUUAUCUCCUUCCUCACAGUGCUUGUGUUCUACCUCCCGUCUGACUGUGGCGAGAAGGUCACUCUGUGUAUCUCCGUCCUCCUCUCUCUCACUGUGUUCCUGCUGGUCAUAACUGAGACCAUCCCUUCAACGUCACUUGUCAUCCCUCUCAUUGGCGAGUAUCUUCUCUUCACCAUGAUUUUUGUCACACUCAGCAUUGUCAUCACUGUCUUUGUGCUGAACGUCCACUACCGCACGCCCAUGACUCACACGAUGCCGGAGUGGGUGAGGACUGUGUUCCUCGGGGUGCUGCCCAGGGCCAUGCUGAUGAGGCGGCCUAUUGACCAGAGCUGCUCUUCCACUGCAAGUAUUACAGGAGGGAUGGUAGGAGGAGGUGGAGGAAACAAAAAGAGAAAGACCAGCAUAGGAGGAGGAUCAGGAAGUGGAUCGGGAAGUAUAAGUGUUGGGGGUAUAACUGGAGGUGUAGCAUGUCCACCUCUGGAUAAUGGCUCAGAGGCAGGAGAAGCUUCUACAGCUGGUAGCUCCAUGAACUGUGUGGAAUAUGGCGAUAUGAACAGGAGGUUCCAUUAUAGAGGCAAAGAAGUACCAACUCCUGUCCCUCCCCCAGUGGUGCCACCUCUGCAGAUGCCCCAGAACAAGGGACCCCAGGAGUCAGAGCUCUCUAAGCUAUCAAAGUCCCUGAAUGCCACAUCGUCUGUCAACACUGUUGUCGCCUUCUCUGUGGUGUCGCCAGAGAUCAAACAGGCUAUCGAGAAUGUGAAGUACAUCGCAGAGAACAUGAGGACUCGCAACAAAGCCAAAGAGAUGGAGGAUGACUGGAAGUAUGUCGCCAUGGUCAUCGACAGGAUCUUCCUCUGGGUUUUUGUGACAGUUUGUGUGCUGGGAACUCUGGGACUCUUUCUUCAACCACUUAUCAGCUUCUUAAAAUGAGACGACUGUCUUUGUUCUCACUCGCUCUGUUUUUGUCUGCUUCCUUGAGUCUCUGUAACCCAUGUGAAUUACUUUGGGAAUUAUCCCUCCUGCCAUGCUUUCACAUGAAAGACAGCGCUCUCUUCUUUCCUCCAUUCUAAAUCUGUCUCUCCUCUUUCUGUCUUUUGCUUUUCUUUGAUAAUCUGUAAUCGGCUAUCACUUCUAGCCCUCAGCUGUCUGUUUCCUCACAUGACUUACCCAGAAUUUCCCAUUGCUCCUUUAUCUUAUCCCAUCUGCUAUGUGCACUCCAUGUUUUCUGAAAGACUUUUCCUCUGUUUUUCUGUUGUGCCACUGCCUACAGCACAUCUCUUCAUAGUGCACUCGCCCAUUGCAGCCACUCGUCUUUACACUCCUACUAUUAUUGAACAUGUACACUCAAUGUCUUAUGCAAUAUGUAGCAUUCCAGGUAAUUAUUAAAGUAAUUAUUAUUAUAAUUACUGUACUAUAGAGGAACCUCUUAAGAUUCAGAUCAUUAAGAAAGAAGAAACUAAAUACAUCUGAAUGAGUUUUGAAGUAGCACUUUGUCAUUGUAAACCAGUGCAAUAAGGACAAUACACUUUUGAGAAAUGUGGUCAUUCUAUAAAGUCUUAGUUAAAAGAAUUACUCGAAUGUGGCAGUGAUAUGUAUGAUCUUGUGACGUAAAGGUCAUUUAAUGGCUGGAACAUUUUCUUUAGGGUGGUGAUCUUGUUGUCAGAUAUCUGCAAUCACCUUUAUGUUUCCCUGUAUAUACAGUAACAUUGUUUUGCAUGGCUUCUGAGAAGCACACUAGCAGUGGCUGUACAGACUGUGUAUUUCAUAUGUGGUCACACUAGGUAUAAUUACACACUGCACAUAAAGUUGCAACAUCAAUGCAAACUGUUUAGAAAUACUGUCAACUGAACAAUGUAGAUUAAACUUGUAAAAAGACAAUGUAACUAAACAGACUCCAGUAAUUUCCAAUAAUAAAGAAAGUCCUGGAC
This is a messenger RNA of Monopterus albus (swamp eel), 2852 nucleotides long. Its product is annotated as neuronal acetylcholine receptor subunit alpha-3-like. The record is from RefSeq and is a predicted model, not a curated record. NCBI's taxonomy places the organism in Eukaryota, Metazoa, Chordata, Actinopteri, Synbranchiformes, Synbranchidae. Gene Ontology annotation, molecular function: acetylcholine-gated monoatomic cation-selective channel activity; transmembrane signaling receptor activity. The transcript has 7 exons. Gene Ontology annotation, cellular component: postsynaptic membrane. Gene Ontology annotation, biological process: monoatomic ion transmembrane transport. The coding region runs from base 178 to 1854 and encodes 558 amino acids.